This is a messenger RNA of Tinamus guttatus (white-throated tinamou), 2259 nucleotides long. The record is from RefSeq and is a predicted model, not a curated record. NCBI's taxonomy places the organism in Eukaryota, Metazoa, Chordata, Aves, Tinamiformes, Tinamidae.
UCCCAUCUAUUCUUAGGUGGUAUCCCAGCACGACUGAACAGUGCCUUGUCAUCGGCUGGUGAAGAAGGUACAAAAUGGCUUACAACGUGACUCUGAAUGGACCUGGACCAUGGGGUUUCCGACUGCAGGGCGGCAAGGACUUCAACAUGCCCUUGACCAUCUCCAGGAUCACCCCUGGCAGCAAAGCAUCCCAGUCGCAGAUGAACCAAGGGGACCUUGUGGUAGCCAUUGAUGGAGUCAACACUGACAGCAUGACCCACCUAGAGGCCCAGAACAAGAUCAAGUCAGCCAGCUACAAUCUGAGCCUCACUCUUCAGAAAUCUAAACGUCCAGUGCCAGUUCCAACCUCAGCACCCAGAAUUGACUCUCCCCGGCCUGUAAUUCCUCACCAAAAGGUCAUAACCAACACCACUUCCAAUACGGAGUUUGUGGAACGUUUCAACCCCAAUGUCCUGAAGGACUCUGCCCUGUCUACGCACAAACCCAUUGAGGUGAAGGGCUUGGGCGGCAAGGCUACCAUAAUUCACGCGCAGUAUAACACCCCGAUCAGCAUGUACUCCCAGGAUGCGAUCAUGGAUGCAAUUGCAGGCCAGGCGCAAGCCCAAGGUGGAGAGUUUGCUGGUACUCUUCCAGUUAAAGAUCCUCAUGUAGACAGUGCCUCUCCAGUGUAUCAGGCUGUGCUUAAGACUCAGAACAAGCCUGAGGAUGAAACUGAAGACUGGAGUCGCCGUUCUGCCAAUCUGCAGUCUAGGUCCUUCCGCAUCCUCGCCCAGAUGACAGGAACAGAGUACAUGCAAGAUCCAGAUGAAGAAGCCUUGAGGAGAUCGAGAGGCAAGGAAAAUGUUGCAGCAACAUCAGAAAACAGUACCCCUGUCGAGCAUGCUCCAGUGUCCACCAGCUCUGCCUCUGCUCCUGUGCCAGCUGCUUCAGCGCAUCCGCCUGCUGCCGCUGCUCCAAAUCCCGGCAGCGCCACGCCGCCAGCAAGCGCUCCCGCCUCCGCAGGGCAAGAGUCCUUCUCCUCCUCCUUCCAAAGAAAUACAAGCCAAUCCUAUGCACCAACACCAGUUUCUGCAAGUUAUGGCGAAAGUCCUGCUGCUUCUGCCACUUCAAAACCAAGGGUUGUCACUACUGCCAGCAUAAAGCCCUCUGUCUACCAGCCAGCACCAGCACCAGUUCAUUCCUACACCCCUGCAAACACUGAGCCUGCAAGCCGCCCUCCGUGGGUAACAGAUGACUCCUUUUCCCAAAAAUUUGCGCCUGGAAAAACGACCACCACUGUCACCAAGAACAUCCUUCCACGGGGUGCUCCAGUACCAUCUCCUGCCUCAACUUCAGCUUAUCCAUCCCCAGUUUCAGCUUCUUCCCAGGCUCCUGCAGUAGCCCGGGGAACAAUUCAGAGGGCUGAGCGGUUUCCAGCCAGCAGCCGAACCCCUCUGUGUGGGCACUGUAACAGCAUAAUUCGGGGUCCUUUCCUGGUAGCCAUGGGUCGCUCUUGGCACCCAGAAGAAUUCAACUGUGCUUACUGCAAGACAUCCUUGGCUGACGUGUGCUUUGUGGAGGAGCAGAAUAGCGUGUACUGUGAGCGCUGCUACGAGCAGUUCUUUGCACCCACCUGUGCCAGAUGCCACACUAAGAUCAUGGGGGAGGUGAUGCACGCCCUGCGACAGACCUGGCACACCACUUGCUUUGUCUGUGCUGCCUGCAAGAAGCCGUUUGGGAAUAGCCUCUUUCACAUGGAAGACGGGGAGCCCUACUGUGAGAAAGAUUACAUUGCUUUGUUCAGCACAAAAUGCCAUGGCUGUGAUUUUCCUGUUGAAGCUGGAGAUAAAUUCAUUGAAGCUCUUGGACACACUUGGCAUGAUACCUGCUUCAUUUGUGCUGUAUGCCAUGUGAAUUUGGAAGGCCAACCAUUUUACUCCAAGAAGGAUAAACCCCUGUGCAAGAAGCAUGCCCAUGCCAUCAACAUUUAAAGGAAGAGGUGUAAGCCAGUUAUGCUGGGGAAAUAUUUAUGACUGACUAGGCGAUUAUGAAAUGGAUGGCUAUGGCUGGCUAGUAUGUUUAUGGGUAAAAGCUAGGAAGCUGACACUUCUGAAGUUUAAUUUUAACCUCUUUCAUGUAUGCAGAACAUACUUUGGGAUGGUUCAUACAAAAAGCUGUUGAAUGAACAAUCAAAACAAAUGAACUAUCUAUUUGAAAAUAGGUUUAAUGCAACAGCUGGGGGAAAAUAUUGGUAUUAACUGAAAACUACAAUAUUAAAAA